AUGACACAACAGGAGUUUUUAUCAGAGGACCAUUUCCUACUAACCGAUUUUGUCGGACAGAGGUUUUACCAAGUGGAAAUAAACACUGGAAAAAUAUGGGGGACUUUUCGACCGAAUGCUUUUUCAACAGCCCUCGCCGUGGAUCCUGAGAAUAAGAAAGUCUUCUGGUCUGAUUAUCUGCGGAAAGAAAUAAGGUCGAGUUACCUGAAUGGGAGCCAAGCCACCACCCUCAUUACCACAGGUCCAGAGCACGCUGGUCGUCUCGCCGUUGAUUCUGUCACCGGUAACAUUUUCUAUUCAGCCUUUAACCGAGCAAAGGGGAAUCACACCAGGAGUUACAUUGCUGUAGUGUCAGCCGAUGGCCAGUCUAGAAGAAUGAUAGUAUUUGGCUUGAACUCCCCACGAGCUGUGGCUUUACACCCUGGUCAAGGCGUCAUUUUCUGGUCUGACUAUGGACCAAGGCCUGUUAUUGAGCGUGCUAAUAUGGACGGCUCUCAGCGUGUGCCCAUCAUCAGCACCGACAUCACCCAGCCGAACGGGAUUGCGAUCGACUUGAAAACGAACCAGUUGUUUUGGGUAGAUGGCGUUCGGCACACGAUAGAACGAUGUUCCUUCCACGGCAUGGACAGACAGAAGUUACUACAUGACCCCUUUGCUCAGCCAAUGCAAAUAGUUCUCUACGGAGACAAGCUUUAUUACACUGGAUGGAAUAAACGCGGAAUAAUCGUCAUGGACAAAGCCGAUGGAGGAAACAGACGCUAUCUGAUGGAGUCGGCCAUAUUUGCUGAACUCUCCGACUUUGUUGUUGUUUGGUCGAAUAUGCAGGAGAAAGUGACCAACAUGUGCUCCGAGAAUAACGGAGGAUGUAGCUCUUUCUGUCUUCCAACUCCUAGUGGCAGGACGUGCGCGUGCACGGAUCGUGUUCUGUUGCAAACUGAUGACCGGACUUGUAUUGGAGAUUUACUUCCUGCGUUAUCAGCUAGUUCUCCUGAACCCAAAACAGACUCGAGCGACAAAACUGGGAAGAUUGUGAUAAUAGCGGCUUCGAUAUCAGCUGGUGUUGUCGUUGUUGUUGUCUCUAUCGUACUGGUUGUUGCCAUUGUUACCCUCAGACGCUGGAGAGCUAGCCUGCCGGAAGUCGCUGUAGGGUAUUCGCCCCAUACAUCACGGAGCACCGUGACAUCAUCGUCCGCGAAUCCAAGCACCACUGAUGACAUCCGCACGAAUAUCCCGAGCGUGAGCGUGUCGUCUCCAAUGUCCGUCCUCAACAGGUCACCAUGCCGGACGCAGCCAGCUAACCAAAGAGCUGAUCUCUCAUACCUUACUCCCUGUUUUUCAAAUGAAUACGCUUCUCCAGACGAAUAUUAUAACGAUGAUGACGCAAAGCUGGAUUAAAUUGUCGCAUCUUACAGAUCUUUCAUUGACAUGUUUCAGAUUCACAUAUUUAUGGCUAACUUUUUUUGCUCUGCAUAGACACUUGUAGUAAUACUUGCAUCGCUAGGCUCUCUGUUUUUGUCAUUGCAGAAUUGAAUUGCAAAAUAUUUGAUCGAUAUUGUGACAGUUAACCGAAUU
Liolophura sinensis is the source of this 1572-nucleotide messenger RNA. Its product is annotated as low-density lipoprotein receptor-related protein 5-like. NCBI's taxonomy places the organism in Eukaryota, Metazoa, Mollusca, Polyplacophora, Chitonida, Chitonidae. The coding region runs from base 1 to 1395 and encodes 464 amino acids. The record is from RefSeq and is a predicted model, not a curated record. The transcript has 10 exons.